Messenger RNA from Adineta steineri, 2178 nucleotides. Lineage: Eukaryota; Metazoa; Rotifera; Eurotatoria; Adinetida; Adinetidae. The record is from the annotation of a GenBank genome assembly.
AUGAAAGAAACAAUCAAUUGGCGUCAAUUGUAUAAUGAAUCACAGGCUAUACGACCUGAAGAUACGAAUAUUUCAACUGAACGUAUUGGUCGUUUGGUAAAUAUAUAUAAAAAUGAUUUGAUUGACCAAGAUCUUCGUCAAUAUGCUCAACGUUUAACAAGAUUUUCUCGUUGUUGUCAAAUAUGUACAACAAAUAGUUAUACUGUAUAUCGAUGGUUUGAUACAUAUAUAUCAGGAGAUAAAAAUCUAUUUGAUUUUCAUUUAUCUGGACGAUCAGUAUCUGCUUUAGUUUAUUAUUUAAAUAAAACUAUAUUGAAACAAUCGGAUGAACGUGGACAAUUAUCAGAUUUUCAACAGGAUAAUAACGAUGAUUUAUCUAUAUCAUUCUUAUCAAAUCUUGAUGAAGAUAUUAUGAUAAAAAAACAUUUUUUCACAUCAUUUAUUCCAAAUUUUAUUUAUCGAUUAAUAACAAAAUUUCAAAUGUAUUAUACAUAUCGAAAAGCUCAAAGUCUUUCAUUAUCAAUUCAAGUUCAUAAUCAACCGUUGAAAACAUUUCAAUAUUUACUUGGAACAAAUAUUUCACCGAUAUUUAUAUGUUUUGUAAAUGAAGAUAAUAAUUUUCGUCAAUUAUUUUGGGCAUUUCGUCAUUUAAUAACCGUAUCGAAUUGGCCAUUAACAACAAAAAUCUUUUCGAAUUGUUCAUUUCGAACAAAUUCAAUAUUUGAACGAAUGAUGAUGAAUUAUCUUGGUUUUACUGAUUUAUCGGUUUUAAAUAUAAAUCAAAAGGACCUGUUUUGUUAUAUUUAUCGUUGUUUAAAAACAUGUCAACAAAAUGGACCGAUUAUUUUUCUUUUUGAUAAUUCAACUAUUUACAAACCAAAAUCGUCUGAUUAUUAUUUAAUGUCAUUUCUGUGUGAUUUAAUUCGAUUUGGUAAUUUAUCAAUACCAGAUAUGGUUUUUAUUCCAACUCGUUUAAAUAAAUCAUAUUUAGCAUUUAGUCAACCAUUUCUUUUUAAAGAAAUGGUUGAAUUCUUUACUAAAAAAAUGAAUAUUCAAAAACAAUUUUGUGAUCUAAUAAAAACUAAAGAACAAACUAUUAUUUAUAAAUUAAUUGAUUGUAUAUUUCUACAUCUUGCAUAUGAUUCGAAUCAACUCAUUCCAACAGCCAUUGAAUUUGAACAUAUACUUGCAUCAAUUGAAUUAAGUCAAAUAUCAAACAAUCAAGAACCAGCAACUGUGGAGAUAAUUUGUAAUAUACUUCAAAUGAUUCUUAAAACAUGUCCAUUUAUUAUUGCAGACAAUCAUAAAUGGAAUGAAAUCACUGUAAAAGAUAUUGAAUUAUACAAAUUCAAAUUCGAUAAUAAUAAAAAUUCGAAAUUCAAACUAAUUUCAAUUGUACGAAAAGAAUAUUUUCUUGAGAUAUUAGCAACAUUAUCAAUUCUAUCAAAAAUUCAACAUAUUGAUAAUAGAUCACGUAUAUAUGAAUUUGAAAUGUUUAAUCAAAUGGUAUUUCUUUUAUUUACAUUUGGUACUAAAGAAUAUUUAAAUAUUCGUUCAUGUCAAAAUAUUCAUCAAAUUAUUCAACAAACAAUUCAACAUUGUCAAUCAAGACAUUAUAUUCUUACAGAUCAUAUUUCUCAAAAAUCAAUGAAAUUUUGUGAUACUAUUCUAUCAGAUCAUGAAUGGAGUGAUGAUAAUGAUGAUGAAGUUGAUGUUAUGGAAGAGGAAUUUAUUGAUCAUGAUGAUGAAGAUGAUAUGCUAAUAACUGAUAUACCGAAUAAGAUUUAUGAAACAACAAAACCAAUCUAUCGAAUUAAUUAUCAAGAAACUCAUAUGCAAUUAAAAUUUUUUGCUAAAUUAUUUGGAUCAUAUAUCGAAGCGAUUGUUUAUAUGUUAAAAUAUCAUAUUGAAAAACAAUUAAAAGUUUUUACAUUAGUAGAAUUUGGUGUUCAUCAAGGAUUUCAUUUUCGUGAAACAUCUUGUUUGGAUUGUAAUGAAAUACUUCUAUUGAUACGUCGAGCAUAUGGAUAUCGAUUAUCAGAACAUUUAAAUAUAUUAGAUGAAAUACCGAUGUUUUUUGAACCGAUAGAUGACAAUUUGUAUCCAUUAUCAAUGGAUAAUCUUGUAUUACUUUAUGAUGAUUUUGUUAAACUAUUAAAUUGUUGUUGCAUUGAUUAA